GCUCGCCUGCUCUCACUGUCUUCAUCCAGAACCGUCCACCGGAGCAAGACGUUCUUCAUCUGCAGGAUCAGGUUCUCGUGUUACUCGUGUUCCUCUGAGACCAUGUGGAGCGCCGUGUUCUGCCUCUCCUUCAUCUCAGCGGUCUCUGCUGCACCGCUCUCCAAAUUCUACAGUUUCCUGCCGCAUUAUGGAAACCCGAUGCCAUCAGGACCGUCCAACCAGGCUGCGAACGACAUGUUCUCGCCAUCACAUCUCCAAGCUGGAAUGACCGCGCCCAUCAGCAUGGAGAUUUUGCUUCCACCAAGAUUCCCGGGAACCGCAGCAGGAGGACAAGGAUCUGGAACUGGGACGAACAGCAUGUUCCCUGGUGUGCCAUCGCAUCUUCAGCCUGGAGUCAACGCUCCCAUCAGCAUAGAGCUGUUUCAUCCGGGUUUCCAGGGAGCUGCAGCAGGAGGACAAGGAUCUGGAACUGCUUUUAUUAAGUACUCUCUCCCCAAGGCUCCUGGCAGAAAGAGUGUAGAAAUUUAUUAUCCCUACAACUUCGGACAGGGCGAGGUGCUGCCAAACAUGGUGCCGCAAAUCCCCAAUAUUUUCCCCUUCAGUUACCCGCCACAGACUGGCCCUCAGCAGCAGCCACCCAGGCAGGCCGCUCCUCCGCAAGGCAACGAUCAGCCCUUCGUCUUCAACUAUCCACCCCAGCAGCAGCCAGCCAGGGCUAAUGAUCCUCAACAGCAGGUUCAACAGGACCCGCAAGUCCCAGCAGGCCAGCCGUAAAGAGGAAGAAGUGCUGCUGUUUUUAUGAGAGAGAUGUUCCUACGACACAAGCAGAGCUUGGAGAUAUUUUGCUGAUGUUUUAGUAUGUAGCUGUAAAGGAUGAAGCUCGAGUAAUAUUAGUUUUGUAGAGAAACCCAUUUUUACAUUGGGUAGAUCUAAAACUGAUCGUCACAUACUGCAGAGAAAAACAUACAUCUAAUGUCAGAACACACCACACAUUUAAUUCUUUAACUGACAGAUUUAUACCUUUAUUCCUCUCUGAUGUUGUUGGCUGUGUGUGAAUAGUGUUUGAGUACUUCAAAUAAAUUAAAAAUAUUGCUUUCA
Messenger RNA from Pangasianodon hypophthalmus (striped catfish), 1098 nucleotides. It is a transcript of the gene scpp5, whose product is annotated as secretory calcium-binding phosphoprotein 5. The coding region runs from base 103 to 774 and encodes 223 amino acids. Lineage: Eukaryota; Metazoa; Chordata; Actinopteri; Siluriformes; Pangasiidae. The transcript is spliced from 15 exons. The record is from RefSeq and is a predicted model, not a curated record.